Saxophila tyrrhenica is the source of this 3984-nucleotide messenger RNA. It is a transcript of the gene NOG1, whose product is annotated as Nucleolar GTP-binding protein 1. The transcript is spliced from 2 exons. NCBI's taxonomy places the organism in Eukaryota, Fungi, Ascomycota, Dothideomycetes, Mycosphaerellales, Extremaceae. Gene Ontology annotation, cellular component: nucleolus. Gene Ontology annotation, molecular function: RNA binding; GTP binding; GTPase activity. The record is from RefSeq and is a predicted model, not a curated record. The coding region runs from base 1 to 3984 and encodes 1327 amino acids. Gene Ontology annotation, biological process: ribosomal large subunit biogenesis.
AUGUCGAGCCGGCGGACACCUACAACACUUGCGCCUCUACUAGCGAUCUGCUUAUGGGCAUGGAGGACAACAGCAUUCGUCAACAUACCCUUCUCGGACACAUACUACGGGGUUGAUGGGCCGUGGCAGGCGGUCUCGGUCAACGUGGGCGGAUGGAACGACGGUACAGCCGAUCGUUUACAAUGGACGACAAUGGACCUGAUGCCGGGCGGAUAUUACAACUCUUUCGCGCUGGACAAUUCGCUCUGCAGUCGCGGCGCUUCUGAAGACUGCGGCAAGGGAGGAACAUGGGAUGUCGACUCGUACACUCCGAUUCAAUACCAUCCCGUCUGGGACUACACCAGGAGCUCCGGCCAAUACAUGUCCGGGACCAUCUACACACAGAACUUAAACGUAAACGGAGAUGACCAGUACACGGUCCCGAACGCCAGUGUGGCAGUGGCCAGUGUGGGCAACCAGACCUUACCCAGCGGAAACCAGAUCGACAUCGAGCUUGGCUUCUUCUCGCUGGGUGCUGAUGACCCGUUGCAAGAGUUUACCACCCUUUCAUCCGGUGUCAACGACUCGACGAUCAAUUUAAAUCUCAUGCCCGGCUACUUCAACUCGAAGAAGAUCACAAAGUCAAGUUCCUUCAGCUUACACAUUGGGUCUACGGCGUUCGACUACCCGGGAUCGAUGUAUUUCGGCGGUUAUGACAAGGGCAGGGCUAUCGGACCGGGCACGACAUGGGGCACGGACACCUACCCACCCUUGCAAGACAUCAUACUAGGCGUCGAGACUGGAGGCUCGCCGUUCCCGUUCGGGAAAAAGAGCGGUCUCCUGAUAUCGAAUACGAGCACAAACGAGCCUAUCCAGGUCCAGCCCGAGCCUGUGGUGCCAUAUCUCCACCUUCCGAAGCAGACGUGCGACAAACUUGCUGCACAGCUGCCCGUGACAUUCGACUCGAGCGGCUACUACCUUUGGGAUACUCAAGACCCGACGUACACAAACAUCACCACUUCGGCGGCAUACCUGGGCUUCGUCUUUCCGCCGGCAGCAGGAGGAACGGACGACGUCAUCAUCAAAGUGCCCUUCGCGCUUCUCGUGCUGAACUUGACGGUCGAAGCAUCAGGACAAUCUGGCAGCACGCCUUACUUCCCGUGCAUGCCUUACGAUCCAGAUGGCGGCAACUGGCUUCUCGGACGCGCAUUCCUCCAAGCUGCCUUAUUCGGCAAGAACUACGGCAACGGCGUGUGGUUCCUCGCCCAAGCUCCCGGCCCAGGCUCAUCGCGCGCGGGUCUCGGAGUCGAGCCCCACGACAUCCAAGCCGGCGCGACCAACCUCGACUACUACCCCGACGACGGCCGCUUCGCCGACUCCUGGUCAAACUACUGGACCGUCCUCGAAGGCGACGACAGCUCCAGCGACAGCAGCGAUGGCGGCAGCAGCAGCGGUGGCAGCUCCUCCUCGUCCUCUGACGACGACGACGAUGACGGGCUCUCCACCGGCGCCCAAGCAGGUAUCGGCGUCGGCGCAGCCGCAGUCGGCAUCGCCCUCCUCGCCCUGCUCGCCUGGUUCUUCCUCCGCCGACGCAAAACGCGCAAAGACUCAGAUUCCGGCCACGAGCAAACCCCCUUCACCGCGGCCCACUACAGCGACGACCCCAAAACGCACUCCGCGCCGCAGCAGCAAUGGCACAGCCCGCAGCCCGAGCACCGACAGCCGGGCAGCGUGCACCAUUCGCCGUACAACGAGCAGCCGCAGCCGCAGUACCCGAACCCGGGCCAGAACCAGGGUCCUUAUCAUCAAUCGGCGUUCCGGGAGAAUUAUGUGCCGUAUAAGCCGGAGCAGGGGCAUGAGUUGAGUGAGCUGGGGGGCACGGCGCAGAAUCCGGUGAAUGAAUUGCCGGGGCAUGAUCCGCAGGAGUUGGAGGCGCCGUAUAAGCAGGAGCGGAGGACAAUCUUCAAGCCAUCGAGGCGAAACUUCACACACCACUACACCCUCCACCACACCACCGCUACGAUGAAGACCACCUGGAAGGACAUCGCGCCGGUGCCGACCUCCCAAGAAUUUCUCGACAUCGUCCUCUCGCGCACCCAGCGCCGCCUCCCCACCCAAAUCCGCUCCGGCUUCAAGAUCACUCGUAUCCGAGCCUUCUACAUUCGCAAGGUCAAGUAUACCUCUGAGACUUUCGCCGAGAAGCUAUCCGCGAUCCUCGACGGCUUCCCUCGACUGGCGGACAUCCAUCCGUUCCACAAAGAUCUGCUCAACACGCUGUACGAUGCCGACCACUUUCGCAUAGCGCUUGGGCAGCUGAAUACCGCGAAGGGUCUGAUCGAGACGGUGGCGAGGGAUUACAUUCGGUUGUUGAAGUAUGGACAGAGUUUGUUCCAGUGCAAGCAGCUCAAGCGCGCAGCGCUGGGACGAAUGGCGACGAUCUGCAAGAGGUUGAAAGAUCCGCUGCUGUACCUGGAGCAGGUGCGGCAGCAUCUUGGACGUCUGCCCGCGAUCGAUCCGAAUACGCGGACGCUGCUGAUCUGCGGGUAUCCGAAUGUGGGCAAGAGUUCGUUUUUGAAGAACAUCUCGCGAGCGGAUGUGGAUGUGCAGCCAUACGCUUUCACCACGAAGAGUCUGUUCGUGGGACAUUUCGACUACAAGAUGCUGCGGUUCCAGGCGAUCGACACGCCGGGGAUUCUGGACCAUCCGCUAGAGGAGAUGAAUACGAUUGAGAUGCAGUCGAUUACUGCUAUUGCGCAUUUGAGGAGUGCGAUUAUGUAUUUCAUGGAUUUGAGCGAGCAGUGUGGGUAUAGUGUGCAGGCGCAGAUGGCGUUGUUUCAGAGCAUCAAGCCGCUGUUCGCGAACAAGCUGGUAUUCAUCGUCAUCAACAAGAUCGAUGUGAUGCGACCUGAGGACCUGGAUGCGGAGACGCAGGCGAAGUUGCAGGAGCUGUUGAACAGUGGCAAUGUGGAGCUUCUACAGCUAUCAUGCACGACCUCCGAGGGUUUGAUGAACGUGCGGAACGCGGCAUGCGAUCGUCUGAUUGCAGAGAGGAACGCACAAAAGCUAAAGGCGGGCACCAAUGCGACCGGCGAGCCUACUGGCAGAUUGGGAGACGUUCUGCGGAGGAUACAUGUCGCGCAGCCGCUCGGUGGCGUGGUUCGAGAGUCGUACAUACCAGAAGCAGCACUGAACAGGAUGAAGUUCGACAAGGAGGACCCCAACCGACCGAAGCUCAUGCGAGACAUCGAGGAAGAGAACGGCGGGCCAGGGGUCUUCAACAUCAACCUGAAGGACAACUACCUCCUCGAGAACGACGAAUGGAAGAACGACAAAGUGCCGGAAUACUACCUCGGCCGCAACGUCGCAGACUUCGUCGACCCAGAGAUCGAAGCCAAGCUCGCUGCGCUGGAAGACGAAGAAGCGAGGUUAGAAGCAGAAGGGUUCUACGAAGGUGAAGAGGAAGACGAGCUCGAAGACGCCGACACGGCCGAUAUCCGCUACAAAGCAGACCUCAUCCGGGAGAAGCGCGAGCUGAUCAAGAACGAAAACCGCAUGCGCAAGAGUCUGAAAAAUCGCGCUGUCAUUCCCCGAAGCAAGAAAGCCGUGGACCUGGAGAAAAUGGAGCAAGGUCUUGCGAACGCCGGCUACGACACCUCCGCUAUCAGCGCCCGUGCUCGCUCAGCUUCGCGCCCUCGCGGCCGCACCGCUGCUUCUGCCGCCGACACACCAGACGGCGACGCCAUGGACGUGGACCAAACUCCCAAAGAGCGGCUGGCGCGCUCGAUCUCUGUCGCUCGCGUGCGCAGCCAGUCGGCUGUCAAUAGACGCGAAGACGGCGUGACGGACGAAGUGGCGAGGACGAAGGCGGAUCGGUUGGCGAAGCUGGGGCAGAAGAAGAUGAAUCGGAUGGCGAGGCAGGGAGAGGCGGAUCGGCAUACCACGGCGGCGAAGCCGAAGUGGUUGUUUGCGGGCAAGAGGGGGAUUGGGAGCACGCGGAGUCGUUAG